This is a messenger RNA of Anthonomus grandis grandis, 1530 nucleotides long. RefSeq names its product facilitated trehalose transporter Tret1-like. Gene Ontology annotation, cellular component: membrane. Gene Ontology annotation, molecular function: transmembrane transporter activity. The transcript is spliced from 4 exons. The coding region runs from base 129 to 1523 and encodes 464 amino acids. Gene Ontology annotation, biological process: transmembrane transport. The record is from RefSeq and is a predicted model, not a curated record. Lineage: Eukaryota; Metazoa; Arthropoda; Insecta; Coleoptera; Curculionidae.
ACUUAAUUGUUUUAUCAUUACUUAGUGUAGUAAAGUCUAGGUAAUAAAUGAGCAUUUUUGUGUGCAUUAUUGCGUUUGUUUUACCACAGUAAAUUAAGUAUUAAAGGAUUAAUAACGUUAGUAUAAUCAUGGGGGUUGAAGUUGGACAAAAUAAAUGUGAAGGAAUAAGGGAAGAGGGAAAAAUAUGGCCGCAAAUUUUAGCUGUGUGUAUCAUAUCACUGAUAUUUUUUUCAAAUGGGAUGUCGGUUGCAUGGAGUUCUCCCUAUAGUUUAGUUAUUGCCACGGACAAAAUUACAUACAAUAUAACCGCAGAAGAAGCUGCUUAUUUUAUAGUUGUUCAACCUAUAGGUAUGAUAAUUGCAGGCCUUUUCUUUUUUAAAGUAGCAGAGUUAACAGGCCGCAAAAAAUCCUUAAUAGUAGUAACACUGCCGUACAUGAUUUUCUGGUUGAUGACAAUAUUAGCAAAAACCAAAUGGGAAUUUUAUAUAGCAAGGAUUAUAGGUGGUGUAGGAGAUGCAAUGACGUUUGUGAGCUCUCCUUCGUACGUAGGAGAAAUUACUGUUCCCUCUAUAAGAGGAUUUUGGGGCAACUUUCCAUUAUUUAUACAUUAUGGAGGACAACUUUUUAUUAAUGUUAUUGGAAGCUACUUAAAUGUCCGGCAAGCAGGCUAUAUAGGUAUAGUAUUUCCCAUACUAGUAUGCCUUCUUAUCAUCACGGUCUUACCUGAAUCACCGUACCAACUAAUCAAAGAUAAUAAAUACGAAGAGGCAAAGAAAAGCAUUCAUUGGUUAAGAAGAAAAGUCAACGUCGAUGAUGACUUUGAAAGCAUGAAGGCUGACGUGAACCGUCAAUUAUCAGAGCGAGGAACUUGGAAAGAUCUUUAUAUAAUUGACAGCAAUAGAAGAGCCUUGAGAGCGGGUCUGUUCCUAAGAACUUCACAGCAAUUAUGUGGAAUUAGCAUUUUUGCAACUUAUAUUCAGCCAAUAUUUCAAAUGGCUGGAGGUAUUGUUAGUCCACAAUACUCCUCGAUGGUUUAUGGUGCUCUUGUGUGCAGCCUCAAUCUACUUUGUUGUAGAUCUGUAGAUAAGUGGGGAAGAAAGCCUGCCUAUUUCUACUCAUUGCUGAGUUGCGGCAUAAUAUUAAUUCUGAUGGCAAUAUUUUUCUUUAUUCAACAAUACCAACUGGCAAAUUUAGAUAGUUUUGGUUGGUUUCCUUUAGUGGGAAUGAUAUUUUACGUUAUAACCUAUUCGUUUGGUCUAGGCGUAGUUCCUACUCUUAUGUUGGGCGAGUUAUUUUCGGCCAGCAUUAAAUCUAAAGGUUUAUGUGUACUGAUAUUUAUGUGGGGAGCAUCAGUAUUUAUAAUAACCAAUCUAUUUAAUGUUUUAACUGAUCAUUUGGGAUUGUACGCGUCCUUUUUAUGGUUUGGCAUUAGUUGUGUAUUUUCGACCAUUUUAACUGUAAAGUGGGUGCCAGAAACGAAAGGAAAAACGUUGGAAGAAAUACAGCAAGAAUUAAAGAAGUAAGAAGAAA